UGGCAGGCUAAUGGAGGGUUUCAGUCUCAUUCAUUCAACACACAGCUAGUCCUCGGUGACUGAGAGAGGAACUCCCACUUUAUGCCAUGAGAGACUCCAGAAGAGAUAAAACACGACUCAGUAGAUAAAAGCUUUAUUGGACUUUAGUAUGCAGAAAAGAGGGCUGUUUUAAGGGAAAGGACUCCCCCACUGUAAGCAAUAUCCCCAUUCCCCACGCCUCCCACACACACAGCUUCCUCUCUACUGAUUGUCUUGUUUCCACACACUCAUCUGAACGCACUUUAGGCACGGGACAGCAUGACUAGCGGAUACAAGGACGGGGCACCUGAAGAGGACUACGCUCACUCACCGUUCAUCAGGAAACAGGGGAACAUUUACAAACCAAAUAAUAAAGAAAUGGAUAACGACAGCAUCAACGAAAAGACACUUCAGGAUGUCCACACCAAAGAGAUUGACCUGGUCAACCGGGACCCAAAGCAUUUAAAUGCCGAUGUGGUGAAGGUGGACUUUGAGGACGUGAUCGCCGAGCCUGCUGGCACCUACAGCUUUGACGGCGUGUGGAAAGCGAGCUUCACCACCUUCACAGUAACCAAAUACUGGUGCUACAGGCUGCUGACGGCCCUGGUGGGCAUCCCGCUCGCCCUGGUAUGGGGCAUCUUCUUCGCCAUCCUCUCCUUCAUCCACAUCUGGGCGGUGGUGCCUUGCGUGAAGAGCUACCUAAUCGAGAUCCACUGUGUCAGUCGAGUCUACUCCAUCUGUGUGCACACCUUCUGCGACCCGCUCUUCGAAGCCAUGGGAAAGUGCUUCAGCAGCGUCCGGGUCACCACCACCAAGGUGGUGUAAGGACAGGCAGAAGGAAAAGAGCCAGAGGGAUUGGGUGGGGUGGGGGAAUGGAAACCAAUGUCCGAUGCAGGAAGAUAAAACAAAUGUAACCUCUCUAAAAAAGAGGGCAAAGAAAAAGUGAACAGAGAUGGAGGGUUGCACUGUAUUUAGGUGGCCCUUAGAUAAGACUCUCCUCUCCGUCUCUGUCCUGUCCAUGAGCUUUGUCUUCUCUCAGCUUUGGAGUCCUUGGGGUAUAGGGGAUGUGUGUCAAAAAUGCUCAUUUUUUGUCAUUUGUUAGCAUUUAUCACCGUUGGAAUGACUUUUAAAGGAGAAGUUAAUGCAAAAAUGUAAAUUCUGUUAUUUACUUACCCUCGUGUCAUUCCAUGAUCAUCGUUCCGAAACCACCGUAAAAGUGAUCCAUGUGACUUGUGCACAAGUCUACUGUAGUCAUGUGAUAUGAAAUAUAGAGGAUGAGUCAUAUUAACCACUUUUAUGGUACUUUAAUGGUGCUUUUUUUGGAGUUUGACAGUAGUCAAUAUCAUUA
This is a messenger RNA of Sinocyclocheilus grahami, 1366 nucleotides long. Its product is annotated as caveolin-1. Bases 298 to 843 code for a protein of 181 amino acids. Gene Ontology annotation, biological process: cell differentiation; negative regulation of endothelial cell proliferation; caveola assembly. Gene Ontology annotation, cellular component: focal adhesion; cytoplasmic vesicle; sarcolemma. NCBI's taxonomy places the organism in Eukaryota, Metazoa, Chordata, Actinopteri, Cypriniformes, Cyprinidae. The transcript has 3 exons. Gene Ontology annotation, molecular function: molecular adaptor activity; protein kinase binding; transmembrane transporter binding. The record is from RefSeq and is a predicted model, not a curated record.